This is a messenger RNA of Pangasianodon hypophthalmus (striped catfish), 6273 nucleotides long. RefSeq names its product RIPOR family member 3 (gene ripor3). The transcript is spliced from 18 exons. The coding region runs from base 140 to 2287 and encodes 715 amino acids. NCBI's taxonomy places the organism in Eukaryota, Metazoa, Chordata, Actinopteri, Siluriformes, Pangasiidae. The record is from RefSeq and is a predicted model, not a curated record.
GCUAUCAGGAGCAAACAGACAUCUGCUGAUGCACACAGAGACACGCGCUGCUGUAGAGAUGAGCAUGGACAAGUUUUCACUUUCCUUUCAGAGGUAACCUUGGUCUGGAAUAGGAGACUUUGAGCCUGGUGUUCAGGGAAUGUCAGUGAAGUUGCAAUUUGAUUGUCCAGCAGAAGGUGGCAUGGUGCAGAGGAGUUGCUCCUUCACUGGAGUCGACACACUGAUUGGCAGAUAUAGGCUAUCUUCUGCACGUACUUCUCUGCGCACCAAAGGCCUGGCAAGAAAAUCUACAAGAAUCCCCACUUCUAAUCAGGUGGUUGGCAGUAUUUGGGGACAACAGCCUGAGCAGGUGGACAAAGUUUUUCAGGCUUUACAGAAAGGGCUCAAGGAGUAUCUUGAAGGCCACAAGACAGAGCUGGAAUUCCUCUCAUCCCAGCAGAGAGACACUAUGAGGAAUUCAAGACUGGCUUUUUUCUAUGACUUGGAGAAGGAAAUAAGAGCCUUGGAAAGAUACAUACGGCGACUGGAAUUCCAAAUUAGUAAGGUGGAAGGGUUGUAUGAAAUAUAUUGCAUUCAGUGGCGAUUAUGUCAAGGAGCUGUUAAUAUGAAGCGAGCAUUUUCACUCUCUCCAUCCUCACGGGCAUCACGAGAAAGUCUACUGGAGCUGAACCGCAAUCAUAGACACAGCUUGGAGGAUAUGUGUGCAAUGGAAGGGGAGUUGGAGAUUCUACUGGGAGAGCUGCAAAUAAAAAUGAAAGGUUUGAUAGGCUUUGCUCGUCUCUGCCCAGGGGAUCAGUAUGAGGUGUUAAUCCGACUGGGACGACAGCGAUGGAGAAUCAGAGGGCGGAUCCAGACUGAUGAUAAACAGCUGUGGGAUGAAGAGGAAAUGGUUUUCCUCCCUCAUAUCCAUGAGAGCUUUGAGAUCAAGGUAACAGAAGUGAAGGGCCUGAGCUCCAUCUUAGUUGGAAUGGUGACAUGCAAGUGCACAGACUUCUACACUGCACAUCCACAAAUGAUGGUUGUUGACAUUACGGAACUGGGAACCAUCAAACUCCAACUGGAGGUGGUCUGGAAUCCUUUUGACAGUGGCAUGGUGAAGAAUCUCAUGUCAUCUGCCAGUCGACAAUCAACCCACAGCAGGAAAAGACUGUCUAUGAUGCGCCAGUUUCAAGACGCAGAUGGCUCUUUCUCUGUUGGCUCACGUGAAUCCAGGGGUGUGUCUCUGCUUAGCUACCUGUCUGACUCUGCCCAGGCACUCUCUCCAUUGGUCUAUGAAAGGGCUAGUCAUCCUCCAAUCUUCCCUGACCUUUCUAUGGAUUGUCAGUCAGUGGAUGAUGACCUUUUACAGACACCCCUUGGAGAGGGUGAUGAAUGUGGUGAAUGUCCUUCAGAGCCCGAGACCAACUCUCCUAGUCCAGGGGACAGCAAGCGAGACACCACAAUUCUUUUUCAGUGUUACAGCACUCCUGACAUUCUUCAACAGAAUGGUGUGGUAGCCUCCAACCAAGAAGUGGAACCAGUGAAGUUGAAAGUGGCUACAGAUGAUCUUAUAGUAGAGGAGGUAGAAGAAGGGUUUGAGGAAAAGCCAAAGGUCCUAGCGGUGGGUGUAGAAAAUUCCCAAAGGAGAGCAGUGGCUAUGAAGGUUGGCCUGGCUCAAGCACAGGUUGCUACUACCUUGCAGGAGAUGAGUUUUGACAAGACAGAGUUAAAGCAUCUGAAUCUACAAAUACAGCAGCUUAGCCAGAUCUUAAAGAGGGACGUCUACAUUCUUCAGACCUCCUCUAGUGAGGCACUAGAUGUAGAAGAAGAGGAAGUGCUGGGCAGUUUUGACUUUCUGUCCAUUGACUUCAACACAGAAGACAACAACUCCUACAUGAGUAGCAGCAGGUUCAUGGACACUAGGUUCAAAGGGAACACUGUGACAGAUACAGUACUAUCAUUAGAGCAGCAACAAACAGGGCACAUGGCAAAAAGAACAGACAAUGAGGACAGAAGUCCACUCAGCACUGGAGAGUACACUCUCGAUCAAGCCUUGGAGAUCCACCUCAACAUCUGUAUUGCACUACUGCGAGCACUGAAGGUAUCUAAUUUGGAGUACAUGCAACAGUAUAUCCUGGAAGAACUAUCACAUCAAACUGAAGUGCUUGAAAAAAUCACCACUUUUGCACAGAGGAAGACUCACGAUAUCUCAGCAACAGAAAGAACCGGUAGCGCUUCCCUGAUGGGAGCACUGAGAAGAUUCUGUUUCCGGGGUGGUGAAAGUCUUUUACAAUCCUCCUGGCCUUGACCUUGCAUCGCUGGUUGUAGAUGUAUAUGAUGCAGGGGAGAGAAGUCCUGAUGGUCUUCUCCGCUGCCCUCACCACUCUGGACAGUACAUUCCGUUCCUUGGCCGUGGUGCCUCCGAACCAGGUAGUGAUGCUUCUGGUGAGAGAGAGAUGCAUGCUUGUUUUAUAUUGGUGCUACGUUUAUGAUUUCUGUUAUGUUUGAGCUCUGUUUAUGAUUAAAUUUUACGUUUGAGUUCACUCGAUUUUACUUAGUAAAGAGUUGUCAUGUAUGAAGGUUACCACUAAUGACCCUAUUCUUACUAGCUUGUUUUGAUUCCUUAUGCCUGGUUGUUCUUAGCAUAAUAAAUGAUUCCUUGUGUACUGCUAUUGUGCCAGCAGCAUUUAAAAUUAUACCUGUUACACCAGUCCCAAAAAAUCAGCAAUACGGAUUUGGACAAUUUGAAUAAUUUUAGUCCUAUCUAAUCCUGGAGCGUGUCGUUGCUUCUCAAUUAUGUAAACACCUUACUGUUAUCAAUCUUUUUGAGCCUUUUCAGUCUGGUUUUCAUAAGUUUCAUAGUACAGAAGCCGCUCUGGUUAAAGUCACUAAUGAUAUGUUAAAAGCUUCAGAUUCUGGCUCUCUUUUUAUUCUUAUUCUGCUUGAUCUCAGCACUGCUUUUGAUAUUGUUGAUCAUAAUCUUUUACUUUCAAGAUUUGAAACUGUAUUUGGUGUCACCGAGACUGCCUUAAGCUGGUUUAGAUCCUAUCUCAUUGCUCGUAAGCAGUUUGUCUCCAUGGGCGGUUUUAGGUCUUAGACCUGUUUGCUCUGGUGUCCCCCAAGGUUCAAUUCUAGCCCCUUUACUUUUUAUCCUUUAUAUUUUUCUGCUUGGUCAGCUCUUAAAAUUCCUUGGUUUAACUUACCGUUUUUAUGCAGAUGACACACAAAUUUAUAUCCACUCAAAAAAGGGUCAAAAUGUGGCAAAUCCCUUCUUAUUAACCUGUAUCUCUGAGAUAAAAUCAUGGAUGUCUCGUAAUUAAUGUCUGAACAGUAAUAAGACUGAAGUCUUGCUUCUUGGCUCUCCUCAACAGCUCUCUGAAGUGUGUCCUUCAUCUCUAUUGGGUGAUGGUUCAGUUUUGCACUUUCAAACAAGAUUGAAAAAUCUAGGAGUUAUAUUUGAUGCAGGCUUGACUUUCUAUCCACAAGUGCAGAAUACUGUCAAAACUGUCAUUUACUGUCAUUUUUUCAUCUAGGAAAUAUUGCAUUUGUAUUCGCCUGCAUCGAUUACUGUAAUGAACUUGUUGCUGGAGUAAAUAAAUCCACACUAAACAAAUUACAAUAUGUUCAAAGCUCAGCAGCUAGAAUCCUGAAUGGGCAAUGACAAGAGAUCAUAUUACUCCUAGUUUGGAAUCCUUACAUUGGCUUCCCGUCAGGUUUCAAGUUGAUUUUAAAAUUCUCAUGUUACAUAUAAAGCUCUGCAUGGACUGGCUCCCCAGUAUUUGACUGAGCUCUUAACAUAACCUCCACUCUUCUCAGUCUGGUCUUUCAGUUGUCCCUCAGACUCAUUUACACUCCAUGGGUGAUAGGGCUUUCUCUUUUAAUGCACCUAAACUAUAGAAUUCACUUCCUGCUGAUAUCAGACAUGCACAGACAUUAGGUAUUUUUAAAUAUUAUCUUAUACUUUCUUUUAGGUUAGCUUUUACUUGCCUGCAGAAUUAAUUGAUGUUUGAUGGGUUUUUUUUUAUGAUUUACACAUGAUUGUGUUUUUUAUGUAAAGCACCUUGAGAAGCUACAUUUAAAGGCAGUAUAUAAAAUAAAGUUUUUUAUUAUUAUUAUUAUUAUUAUUAUUAUUAUGCCUCAACAGGUAAGAGCUGUUUUAGUGGCACAAGGGGGACCUACACAAUAUUAUGCAGGUGGUUUUAAUGUUAUGGCUGUUCGGUGUAUAAGGUGUUAAUAGGAACACCUAUACACCUGCUUAUUUAUGCAGUUAUCCAAUCAGCCAAUCAUGUGGCAGUAGCACAAUACAUAAAAUCAUGAAGAUACAGGUCAAGAGCUUCAGUUAAUGCUCACAUCAAACAUCAGAAUGAAGAAACAGUGUGGUCACUGUGACUUUAACUGUGGCAUGGUUGUUGGUGCCAGAUGGGCUGGUUUGAGUAUUUCAUAAACUGCUGAUCUACUGGGAUUUUCACACACAAUAGUCUACACAGAAUGGUGUGAAAAACAAAAAACAUUGAGUGAGCAACAGUUCUGUGGGUGGAAAUGCCUUGUUGAUAAGAGAGGUCAGAGGAAAAUGGCCAGAUUGGUUCAAACUACCAGGAAGGAUAUAGUAACUCUUUACCGCCGUGGUGAGCAGAAAAGCAUCUCAGCAUGCACAAAACAUUGAAACUUGUGGUGGAUGGGCUACAACUGGGUUCCACCCCUUUCAGCCAAGAACAGGGAUCUGAGGCUAUCCUGGGCACAGGCUCAUCCAAACUGGACUGCUGAAGAUUAGAAAAAAGUCAAGUGGUUUUCUUCCAGUCUUAAACUGUACAGUUUCAGUUUCAACAUAGGUUAUAGCUUCCCCCCAAAAAAUUAUUUGGGGGAGCCCAGACUAGAGCUGGUCCGGAAGGGCCUUGAUCCGGUCGAACUGCCUCUGAUUCUCCUGGAUUUGUUUGUUCUGGACCAACAUACACCGAAGCAUGUCUUCUGCAUCCAAAGUGGGUCUUCUGUCAGGAUUGGAGUUGGAUGUGGAUGCAAGUGCUGAUAUGGUUUAAUCAGUGCAAUACAAAACACACACAAGGUACAUGAACAAGAACAACAAGAACUACGUAAAUGAUGUGAGCUUAACAAAUGCAAGACAAAGAGUGCUCCCAGAGACAGAACUUAAAUACCCAUGCUCAUUAGACAUAAACAUACACCGAUCAGCCAUAACAUUAAAACCACCUGCCUAAUUUUGUGUAGGCCCCCCUUGUGCCACCAAAACAGCUCUGAGACAUCAAGGCAGGGACUGCACAAGACUCCUGAAGGUGUGCUGUAGUAUCUGGCACCAAGACAUUAGCAGCAGAUCCUCUUUGCCCUAUAAGUUGCGAGGUGGGGCUUCCAUGGAUCAGACUUGUUUGUCCAGCACAUCCCACACAUGCUCAAUCGGAUUGAGAUCCGGGGAAUUUGGAGGCCAAGUCAAGACCUUGAGCUCUUUGUCAUGUUCCUCAAACCAUUCCUGAGCAAUUUUCGCAGUGUGGCAGGGCACAUUAUCCUACUGAAAGAGGUCACUGCAAAUUAGGGAAUACCAUUACAAUGAAGGAGUUUACUUGGUCUGCAACAAUGUUUAGGUAGGUGGUACUGUAUGUGUCAAAGUAACAUCCACAUGAAUGUCAGGACCCAAGGUUUCCCAGCAAAACAUCGUCCAAAGCAUCACACUGCCUCCGUCGGCUUGCCUUCUUCCCAUAGUGCAUCCUGGUGCCAUCUCUUCCCCAGGUAAGCAACGCACACGCACCUGGCCGUCCAAAUGAUGUAAAAGAAAACAUGAUUCAUCAGACCAGGCCACCUUCUUCCAUUGCUCCAUGGUCCAAUUCUGAUGCUCACAUGCCCAUUGUAGGCACUUUCAGCGGUGGACAGGGGUCAGCAUGGGCACUCUGACCGGUCUGUGGCUAUGAAGCCCCAUAUACCGCAUUCUGUGCUCUGACACCUUUCUAUCAUAGCCAGACGGGCUAGGCUUCGCUCCCCAUGCACAUCAAUGAGCCUUGGGUGCCCAUGACCCUGUCACCAGUUCACAGGUUGUCCUUCUUUGGACCACUUUUGGUAGGUACUAACCACUGCAUACCAGGAACACCCCUCCAGACCUGCUGUUUUGGAGAUGCUCUGAUUCAGUCAUCUAGCCAUAACAAUUUGGUCCUUGUCAAAGUCACUCAGAUCCUUAUGCUUGCCCGUUUGCUUUCAACACAUCAACUUCUGUUCACUUUCUGCAUAAUAUAUCCCACCACUUGACAGGCGCCAUUGUAACGAGAUAAUCAAUGUUAUUCACUUCACCUGAGGUGU